Messenger RNA from Thunnus maccoyii (southern bluefin tuna), 1909 nucleotides. RefSeq names its product RAB38a, member RAS oncogene family (gene rab38a). Gene Ontology annotation, biological process: phagosome-lysosome fusion; endosome to lysosome transport. NCBI's taxonomy places the organism in Eukaryota, Metazoa, Chordata, Actinopteri, Scombriformes, Scombridae. The record is from RefSeq and is a predicted model, not a curated record. The transcript has 3 exons. Gene Ontology annotation, molecular function: GTP binding; GTPase activity. Gene Ontology annotation, cellular component: phagocytic vesicle; trans-Golgi network; late endosome. Bases 336 to 974 code for a protein of 212 amino acids.
GUAUUUUUCUGCUGUAGUAAAUAAAGACUUCUUCCACCACUGCUGACUUACCUAACAUUAAUUAAGUGUUAAUUUAUUCCAGUUUGCGGGCCUUUAAAUACACCCAGGCACUCCCAGUCAGCUCCUCUGCGUCAGUCACAAGGUCCAGACGUCUCUGAUCCACUUCCCUCUGUGGGCCAGGGCGUACUUUACCUCCCCUUUCUUGUGCUCCGCCACCCAACUCAUUCCCAACUCUCUUUACUUCUCCCUCGGCUGUCCUGUGCUUCUCCCCUUUCGUCCCGCGGUCCUCUCCAUUACGGUGGAUUCAUGCUCAGCUCUCGCCCUCCUCGGUCGCCAUGCAGAACAACCACAAUAAGGAGCAUCUCUAUAAGAUCCUUGUGAUAGGGGACCUCGGGGUCGGUAAGACCAGCAUCAUCAAACGGUAUGUCCAUCACAACUUCAGCCCCAACUACCGAGCCACCAUCGGGGUGGACUUCGCCCUCAAAGUGCUCAACUGGGACCAGGAGACUGUGCGCCUUCAGCUGUGGGACAUUGCAGGUCAAGAGAGGUUUGGCAACAUGACCCGUGUGUACUACCGUGAGGCCAUGGGUGCCUUCAUUGUGUUCGAUGUCACAAGGCCCGCCUCCUUUGAGGCCAUCACCAAAUGGAAGGAGGACUUGGAUUCCAAACUGACACUUGCUAAUGGGAAACAUGUAGCCACUGUGCUAUUGGCUAACAAAUGCGACCAGGGUCGGGACGUACUGACCAAUAACGGAAUAAAGAUGGAGCAGUUCUGCCAGGAGAACGGCUUUGUGGGAUGGUUUGAGACAUCUGCUAAGGAAAACAUCAACAUCGAUGAAGCAGCGAACUGCUUGGUGAAACACAUCAUUGCCAGUGAGAAUGACAUGCUCCAGUCUGAAGUCUCUGACACCAUCACCCCCCAGUUAGAGAAGGACAAAGGCGGGACAUGCUCCUCCUGCUUCAGAUCCCAGUAACAUCUCCUGACAGUUGGAUGUCCUUUUGUAUCUCAUUACACUCAAAGUUUGUCUGUGAGCUAGAGAGAGGGAGAACUACUUUUUCUUUUUUAGGAAGAAUGCAUGGGUGCCAACUCUUUUCCGGUUUAGUGGUGUGCAGGGAAGGUUAGUGAAGGAAGGAGAGAGAGCCAGCUCAAGAAAUGGUUGGAUUGAAGCAGAAAUGGAUGCAGCUGUGUGCUUGUCAAAGGCAAGGUCACCCUCUGGGCGACUUCAGCCUUAACUCUGCCACUUCGGUAACCAUGGAGACACAGUUAAUGAACACAUGCAGACAGUAUAUCUUGCACUAAAGGUCCAUGGAGGUAAACUCUAUUUACAAACCAGGGUACUUGUCUCUCUUUCUCCCCUUUUUUCUCUUCUCCAUCUCAGUCUCGAGCCCAGUCUUUUCUCUCUCUUUGAGUUUGUCUGUGCUCACUUCUUUCUCCUCGUUUUCUGUAUUCUGGACUAAUAAGCAGACAAAAGCUCUUUAUUUUACAGGUCCCUUGAUUUUAUACUCCCUGCCUGGAAAUUUGAGUAAAUUGCAGGUAUAUUACGGUUAAUUGUUAGAACAUUUUACAGAGACUGUGGUGCAAUUUGGUACAAAUUAUAUGAAAAAACAGAAAAAGGUGUUAAGUUGGUUUAGUUGGUAAGUGCCCAGUUAUUAUUUUUGGAUUCAUAUUGCAGAAAUUCUGUUCAGUGUGUAAUUUUGUGAAAUCAUCACUAAUCAUUUGAUUAUACACUAAUCAAAUGAAAAUAAGAAUUGUUGUGUUUUUGUUACAUUAUAAUGAGCCCUAUAUAUUUACUGCCUGCCAUGUUGAGGGCUUUUCGCAUUUUUCGCAAGUUUUGCGGCCACUGUAGGUUCUCCUACAUGCUUGGAAGGGGAGGGGUAUUCAGUUUGUUGCAAUCUGCAACCUCACCGC